Molecule: messenger RNA, 5113 nt
Organism: Onychostruthus taczanowskii (white-rumped snowfinch)
Lineage: Eukaryota; Metazoa; Chordata; Aves; Passeriformes; Passeridae
Gene: HCN3
Product: hyperpolarization activated cyclic nucleotide gated potassium channel 3
Exons: 8
Coding region: 107-2911 (934 amino acids)
Biological process (GO): potassium ion transport; transmembrane transport
Cellular component (GO): membrane
Molecular function (GO): voltage-gated potassium channel activity
Source: RefSeq, a predicted model, not a curated record
AGGGAGCGCCCGCCCGCCCGGGGCCGGGCAUGUGCGGCGGGGCGACGGGCAGGGCGCCCGGACAAGGGCGUUUGAAGGAAACGUGAGGCGAGGCGGCGGCGGCGGGAUGGAGGCGGCGCCGCGGAGAAGCCCCGAGCCGCGGGAGAAGCCGCCGGUGCUGGACGGGGAGGCGGCGGGGGCGCCCGCGGGGGCGUCGGGCGCGGCCCCGGCCUCGCCGGCGGCGGCGGAGCAGAUCGUGGCGGAGGGCGAGGCGGCGGCGGCGGGCACGUUCGUGCAGCGGCAGCUCGGGGCGAUGCUGCAGCCCGCCGUGAACAAGUUCUCGCUGCGCAUGUUCGGCAGCCACCGGGCCGUGGAGAUCGAGCGGCAGAGGGUGAAGUCGGCGGGCGCCUGGAUUAUCCAUCCCUACAGCGACUUCAGGUUUUACUGGGACCUCAUCAUGCUGCUCCUGAUGGUGGGCAAUUUGAUCAUCCUGCCCGUGGGCAUCACCUUCUUCAAGGACGAGAACACCCCUCCCUGGAUCGUUUUCAACGUGCUUUCGGACACUUUCUUCUUGGCUGACCUGGUGCUGAACUUCCGGACAGGCAUCGUGGUGGAGGACAACACGGAGAUCAUCCUUGACCCUCACACCAUCAAAAUGAAGUACCUGAAGAGCUGGUUCCUGGUCGACUUCAUCUCCUCCAUCCCUGUCGACUACAUUUUCCUCAUCGUCGACCUGGAGACGCAGGUGGACUCUGAUGUCUACAAGACGGCGCGGGCCCUGCGCAUCGUGCGCUUCACCAAGAUCCUCAGCCUGCUGCGCCUGCUGCGCCUCUCGCGCCUCAUCCGCUACAUCCACCAGUGGGAGGAGAUCUUCCACAUGACGUACGACCUGGCCAGCGCCGUGGUGAGGAUCUUCAACCUCAUCGGGAUGAUGCUGCUGCUGUGCCACUGGGAUGGCUGCCUGCAGUUCCUGGUGCCCAUGCUGCAGGACUUCCCUGAGGACUGCUGGGUCUCCAAGAACCACAUGGUGAACAACUCGUGGGGCAAGCAGUACUCCCACGCCCUGUUCAAGGCCAUGAGCCACAUGCUGUGCAUCGGCUACGGGCAGCAGGCGCCCGAGGGCAUGACCGACGUGUGGCUCACCAUGCUCAGCAUGAUCGUGGGGGCCACCUGCUACGCCAUGUUCAUCGGCCACGCCACCGCCCUCAUCCAGUCCCUGGACUCGUCCCGGCGCCAGUACCAGGAGAAGUACAAGCAGGUGGAGCAGUACAUGUCAUUCCACAAGCUGCCUGGGGACACGCGCCAGCGCAUCCACGAGUACUACGAGCACCGCUACCAGGGCAAGAUGUUUGACGAGGAGAACAUCCUGGGGGAGCUCAGCGAGCCCCUCAAAGAGGAAAUCAUCAACUUCAACUGCCGCAACCUGGUGGCCAACAUGCCCCUGUUUGCCAACGCUGACCCCAACUUUGUGACAGCCAUGCUGACCAAGCUGCGCUUCGAGGUCUUCCAGCCUGGGGACUUCAUCAUCCGCGAGGGCACCGUGGGCAAAAAGAUGUACUUCAUCCAGCACGGGGUGGUCAGCAUCCUCACCAAGGGCAACAAGGAGACAAAGCUGUCUGAUGGCUCCUACUUUGGGGAGAUCUGCCUCCUGACGCGGGGCAGGCGCACGGCCAGCGUGAGAGCCGACACCUACUGCCGCCUGUACUCCCUGUCCGUGGACAACUUCAACGAGGUGCUGGAGGAGUACCCCAUGAUGCGCAGGGCCUUCGAGACCGUGGCCAUGGACCGCCUGGACCGCAUAGGGAAGAAGAACUCCAUCCUGCUCCGCAAGAGAGCCGAGCACAGCUCGGGACCCCUGAACAACGAGAUGAUCCAGCAGAUCGUGAAGCACGACCAGGACAUGGCCCACAACAUCCAGGACCUGCAGCAGAUGGCGAUGGGCAGGGAGCUGAGCGGCAAGCCGGUGAUUUGGGAGCCUCUGGUGCACGCCCCGCUGCAAACAGCCGCCGCCACCACCAACGUGGCCAUCGCGCUGACCCACCAGCACAGCCUGCAGGCUCACAUCUUCCUGCCGCCCUCCUCCAUCUCCAGCCCGCUCUCUCCCGAAGCCACCCUGCUCACCAAGCCGGUGCGCCGCUCCCAGCCCAGCCUGGGGGGCUCCCGGCCCUCCUCCGUGAGCUCUCCCUCCGGGGCUCCGUCCCACCUGCACACGCCGGCCGCCGGUUCGCCUUCCUCGCCCAUGGUCCAGCCCCAGGCGCCGCUGGAGAGCGGGGGCCAGAGACCCAGCCCGGGGGCGCAGCCCCUGCCCCGCACUGCGCAGAGGGGGGAGAUGCCAGCGGGGCCCAAGCAGCCCCCGGGCGGCCCCCAGCCCCAGCUCUCCCGGUCCCGCGGCGCCUCGCUCUCCACCUCGCUGCUGCAGCAAGCGGCGGGCGCUGCGUCCCCCAGCUCGGAGCAGGCGCUGCCGCCGGGGAGAACGCUCCACUACAGCCUGUCCCGAGCCACCGGCUCCCACAUCUCGCUCCUGAUGCAUCCCCAGCAGCUGGUGAAGCACAGGAGCAUCCAGGGGCUGCCGGUGGGGCGGCUCACGCAGGAUGUCCGGCUCCUCUCUGCCUCCCAGCCCUCCCUUCCCAACAAAGUGGCCCAGCAAGCCGACGGCAGCUCCUUGAAGCAGGGCAGGAAAUCUGCAGGGAACCUGGCCCGCAGGUCCUCGCCCUCGGUAGCCGGACUGCUGGCCAAGCCGUGUGCGGGGAUGCCCGGCCAGCCCGCACACCCUUCGGGAGCGCUGGCUCAGCCCGGCCGCUCCGCGGGAGCGCCCACGCCCCAGUCCCCGGGCUCCGCGUCCAGGCAGGCGGCAGGUCCCUCCCGCAAGGGCUCCGUGGCCUUCAGCCCCGAGGUGGAAACGGCGAAGCCCAAACUCCCGUCCAACAUGUGAGUCCUGUCGGCAGCCGCGCGGGCAGGAGGGAGCCGGGCAUCCCGGCGGCGCAGGAGGCGGGGAAGCAGAGCACCAGCCCCGCCGUGCGGGAGGGAAAAUGAGGUGAGAGGCACCAGCCGGGGCCGUGGAGGGGCUGUUUGAGGCACGGGGACACGGCAGGGAUGGGCAUGCGCCAGCCCCAGAGCUGGCCCAGCUGGAUGAGGAGGGGGGCUCUGCUGACUGCCCCAAGGGGGUCACCCUGCCCGGGCUCUGCCCUCCUGGCUCAUCACCAUCUGUGAGUUCUGCCCUCCUGCCGGAGGCACAGGACAGGUCAGAGCCCUCGCCCAAACUCUGGCCUCUCUGGGGAGCUCAGCUCCCCACAACUGCCCCUCGGGGGCUGGGCCCCCCACGCUCUGUGCCGCGUGUCCCACAGCCUGUCCUCGGGGCAGGCUGACGCUGGCAGCUCCUCCAGCUCGUCCUCUGUCACAGCAGGGGCUGCCCGAUGCCCACCUCGAUCCCCAGACUGCUCUGCCCAGCCCCUUUGCCUUUAGGGUGAGGAGGCAGAGGCACCCCCCGGGUCCUCUGCCCGGGUGGAGGGAGGAGGCUGGAGCCCGUGGCAGGGGCAUGGCGGUCCGGGGUCAGCACUGCCCCUUCCCAGAGUGCCAGGACCACCAGGGCUCCUCUGGUGUGACGAGUGCCUAGGGGCAGCGCUGGGGGGCAGAGGAGCAGCCCCCCAGUCCCUCUCCCCAGCUUGUGGGACCGUUUUGCCUCAGAGGUGCUGAGUGCCAGUGAGGUUGGGAUGUGCUGCUGGGCAGGGCUCUGCCCCACACCCGGGCACUGUGCCCCUCCACGGGCCCCCAUGGGGGCAGCCUGGGGGGAUUCUGCUGCCUGCAGCUCCAGGAGGAUGCUCAGAGAGUCAGUCCAAGGGGACCCCCCUGUGGCUCCAGGAUGAUGUCCAGAAAAUCAUUUGGGAUGACCCUUCUGUGGCUCCAGGAGGAUGCUCAGAGGGUCACUCCAAGGGGACCCCACUGCCUGUGGCUCCAGGAGGAUGCUCAGCCCGGGCUCUGCUCCCCUGCCCUGCGCUGCAGUCCCAUUCCCAGGUCACCUGGAGAUGCCAGUCACCGGUGCCACAGGAACAAAAGGCUGCCACAAUGAGAUGCCAAUCCCGGGCAGCGCCUGGGUGACGUGUGGGGCUGUGGGGUCACCCCCCCGUCCAACAGGAGCCCGGGGUCCCCACAGAUGCCCCACUCCCCCCCCUCCAGAGACAGUAGUGUGCAAUGUGUGUGCGAGUCGUGGCUCUGCCAAGCAGCCGAGCUCUGCUUCCAGUGUCGCUUUGGGCCAGCCAUGUUCAGUCCUGGUUAGAGUAGCGUCCCCUCCGUCCCCACCGCGCUGCGCCAGCUGCUUCCCACUCCCGGAGUCAGGAACCCCGGCUUGUCUUCGAGCUCUGGGGCUGAGCGGGACCCCGCCGGACCCCCCAGAGCAGCGGGCGAGGUCUCGUUCCCCGCGGUCCUUCCCGAAGUGAGGUGUCCCGUUCUCCACCCUCGUGUUUUGGGGCGUCGGGAGCAGUGCGGAGCUGCUCUGGGAGCACCAGCCCACCAGGAAUCCCGGCAGUGCCUGCCAGAGGGGAUAUCCUGCACUGCCUUUUCCCAUGGAUUUCAACCGCCCUGCCCUGCUCACCCCCUCGUCCCGCUCCAUCCCCGCGCUCGGUGCGUCCCCGUCGGGCGGGGACCUGCAGCGGAGCCGCGCUGUCCCAAGUCCCCGGGCUGUGUUCACACUGCGUGAUGUCAAUGUCUUAGCGGUCACCCCAGCGCCCCGCAGAGCGUGCGGGCCGGCUCGGACAGCACCGAGCUGCCACCGCCCGGCCCCGUGUCGGGAGCCAGAGCCACCCUGCGCUCCUGUCCCCGCCGCCGUGGCACCUCGUGGCCCGCUGCCCACCCCGUGGCCCGCUGCCCACCCCGUGGCCCGGUGCCCACCCCGUGGCCCGGUGCCCACCUCGUGGCCCGGUGCCCACCCCGUGGCCCGGUGCCCACCCCGGGGGAGGCUGGAGGGGCUGGGGGUGCGCGGGCGCAAGUUUAGCCACCAAAGACCAUGAUCCUCCACUCUUGCACUCACGGCAGUCCAUGUACAGAGCUUGUAGUUUUCAUAUCGCAGAGAAUUUAAGAGCGUUUUUUUAUUUUUUGGUCCUUGUACAUAACGGAUUUAAAUAAUAAAGAGAGAUUCUGA